Osmerus eperlanus (European smelt) is the source of this 1927-nucleotide messenger RNA. It is a transcript of the gene strap, whose product is annotated as serine/threonine kinase receptor associated protein. Gene Ontology annotation, cellular component: SMN complex. Lineage: Eukaryota; Metazoa; Chordata; Actinopteri; Osmeriformes; Osmeridae. The transcript is spliced from 9 exons. Gene Ontology annotation, biological process: spliceosomal snRNP assembly. The coding region runs from base 313 to 1347 and encodes 344 amino acids. The record is from RefSeq and is a predicted model, not a curated record. Gene Ontology annotation, molecular function: RNA binding; protein binding.
UGCUGACUUCACGUUGCUAGCUAGUUGCAAUAUUGUAGCUAUUAGCACACCCUCGAUGGGAGUGAGAUAAUUUUACCUUCACUAAAACAUCAAGCCUUAGCUAGCUAGAAAGCUAACUUAGCUUGACGCAUAUUUUCAUAACCGUGCACAGUGAUAUAUCCACAUAAUUUGUGUUUUACUGCUUUAACGUGCUACUAUUGUAGCUAACUAAAGCUAGCUUUCUUAUUCUAUACACGUUUAGCUAGGUAGCUAGCUGAAUUUCUGUCAGUUAACUUCUAGCAGUUGUUUUCGUUAUUCCUUAGCCAGCAAAGCAUGGCGAUGAGGCAAACGCCACUGACUUGCUCAGGCCACACCAGACCUGUUGUGGAUCUUGCCUUCAGUGGUAUAACUGCUUAUGGGUAUUUUCUCAUCAGUGCCUGCAAAGAUGGUAAACCCAUGUUGCGCCAGGGAGACACAGGGGACUGGAUCGGAACGUUCCUGGGUCACAAAGGUGCUGUCUGGGGUGCCACUCUGAACACAGAAGCCACCAAAGCAGCCACAGCUGCUGCUGACUUCACUGCAAAGGUGUGGGAUGCAGUGACUGGAGAAGAUGUCCUCACAUUGGCACACAAGCACAUUGUCAAGUCUGUCAAUUUUACUCAGGACAGCAACCACCUGUUGACAGGGGGAAACGACAAGCUGAUACGCAUCUAUGACCUCAGCAAACCUGAAGCAGAGCCUCAGGAGAUACCUGGCCACACCUCUGCCAUCAAGAAAGCUCUAUGGUGCAACAACGACAAGCAGAUCCUCUCAGCUGCCGAUGAUAAAACUGUAAGACUGUGGGACAGGAAUUCCACAGAGGCUGUGAGGACACUGUCCUUUGAUAUGUCAGUUAGCAGCAUGGAGUACAUCCCUGAUGGAGAGGUCCUAGUCAUCACCUAUGGAAAGACCAUCGCUUUCUACAAUGCCCUCAGCCUUGACUUGAUCAAGACAGUGGAUGCCCCUGCUUCCAUCCACUCAGCCUCUCUACAUCCUGACAAGGAAUUCUUUGUUGCUGGCGGAGAUGACUUCAAGCUCUAUAAAUUUGACUACAGUACCAAAGAGGAAUUGGGAAAAAAUGUUGGUCUCGCUGGCCUCUCUCAACCCAUUGUAGAGUCCUACAAGGGUCAUUUUGGACCGGUCCACUGUGUGCGCUUCAGUCCUGAUGGGGAGCUCUAUGCCAGCGGCUCUGAAGAUGGUACGCUCCGUCUAUGGCAAACUGCAGUGGGGAAAACCUACGGCCUGUGGAAGUGCAUACUUCCUGCAGAGGAGCUGGCAUCAGAGAUCUCUGAGACGCCAUACUGCACGGCCCCUGAGAUAAAGGCCUGAACGUGGACGAGGAGAACGGGAUGAAUGUAAGAGCAGGCUGUUACAGUCUCAAACCAGUGUUUCUGCCAGGAGAACAGUACCUGUACCCACUCCUCUUCUACAGGGGACAAGCGUGGAGUUGAGCUCUGACUUGAGUUCAGACAAACUACACACACACAAUAUGGGCACCAGAGAAAAGUAGUAGACCUGUGAGCCAAUGUCUCAUCGCUGCCUGCUUUCUUUCUGAAUAGCUCUAGAUCUACAUUACCUGUUUGUUCAACGUUGUUUUGACCCCAUGUGCUACUUUGUUUAAAACUGGGGGAAACAUUUAUCCUAGACUUUAUUUUUUUCUAAUUUGGAAAAUACACUGGUUAAACGGGUGAGGGGAAGUUUUUUUUUCUCAAAGAGAGCAUCAAGAUCUAUGUAUACAUUUUAUUUUUGUGGCUAUGUAACCGUCAACGUGUUUUAUAUUGGCGAAAUGUAACAGUAACACACAAGGGAGCAAAAUUACUUGAGUUUAUUGCAUUGUUUUGUUUUUUGCAACCUUGCGGUGUUGAGUAAUUAAAUAAUUAAAAAAAAGACAAGCAUUAUUUUAUUUACA